Cornus florida is the source of this 1683-nucleotide messenger RNA. Its product is annotated as AP2-like ethylene-responsive transcription factor PLT2. Gene Ontology annotation, molecular function: DNA binding; DNA-binding transcription factor activity. The transcript is spliced from 9 exons. Bases 1 to 1683 code for a protein of 560 amino acids. Gene Ontology annotation, biological process: regulation of DNA-templated transcription. The record is from RefSeq and is a predicted model, not a curated record. Lineage: Eukaryota; Viridiplantae; Streptophyta; Magnoliopsida; Cornales; Cornaceae.
AUGGGCUCCAUGAACUCAAACAACUGGCUUUCCUUUCCUCUGUCCCCUACUCAUUCUUCUUUACCACCACAUCUCCAUACUUCUCAGUCUCAUCAUUUUUCUCUAGGCCUAGUGAGUGAUAACAUUGAUAACCCUUUUCAAACACAAGAGUGGAAUAUGAUUAACACUCAUGGAAGUGGUGAUGUUCCGAAGGUCGCGGACUUUCUUGGCGUGAGCAAAUCCGAAAACCAGUCAGAUCUUGUGGCAUACAAUGAAAUUCAGGCGAACACUAACACCGAUUACCUAUUUCAAACCAGCAGUCUUAUGCCGGUGCAGAACAGUACCUUAGCGGCCACUCCCACUAAUAACUAUGAGCUUCAAGAAAAUGCCGGCAAUUUACAGUCAUUGACAUUGUCUAUGGGGAGUGGUAAGGGUUCAGCAUGUGAAACCAGUGGUGAUAACAGUACUACUGCCACGGUCGAAGCUGCUGCCCCUAGGAGGACUCUGGACACAUUUGGGCAAAGAACAUCGAUUUAUCGUGGUGUAACUAGGCAUAGAUGGACAGGAAGGUACGAAGCUCAUCUCUGGGAUAAUAGUUGCAGAAGGGAGGGACAAUCAAGGAAAGGUCGCCAAGUCUAUUUGGGUGGAUAUGACAAAGAAGAGAAAGCAGCUAGGGCUUACGAUCUGGCUGCACUGAAGUACUGGGGAACAUCUACUACUACCAAUUUUCCAAUUAGUAACUAUGAGAAGGAACUAGAGGAGAUGAAAAAUAUGACCAGACAAGAAUUUGUAGCCUCUAUUAGAAGGAAAAGUAGUGGUUUCUCCAGAGGUGCAUCCAUGUAUCGUGGAGUGACAAGGCAUCAUCAACAUGGAAGAUGGCAAGCAAGGAUUGGGAGAGUUGCAGGAAAUAAAGACCUCUACUUGGGGACUUUCAGUACUGAGGAGGAAGCUGCUGAAGCAUAUGACAUUGCAGCAAUAAAGUUCAGAGGCCUCAAUGCAGUCACCAACUUCGACAUGAACCGCUACGACGUGAAGAGCAUACUCGAAAGCAACACUCUUCCAAUCGGAGGAGGUGCCGCGAAGCGCCUGAAGGAGGCUCAAGCCAUCGAAUCAUCGCGAAAGCAAGAAAUGAUAGCGCUCGGCUCGAGCUGCUUUCAGUAUGGAAGCUCAAGCUCAGGCAGCACUUUACAACCGUAUCCUCUAAUGCAGCAGCCAUUUGAGCAAACCCAACCACUACUAACCCUACAAAACCAAGACAUAUGUCAAUACACACACGAGUCCCAAUUCCACCAAAACUACAUCCAAACACAGCUAGGGUUGCACCACCAGACUGGUUCUAGUUACUUGCACCAUUCGAACCAUAAUCAGAAUUCUCAGUUCUACAACAAUUACCUUCAGAGCAACCCGGUUUUGCUGCAUGGGUUGAUGAACAACAUGGGUGGCUCUCCAUCAUCUGUCAUGGAGAGUAAUGGAAGUUCGAGUGGUGGUUAUAGUGGAGGUUAUUUGGGGAAUGGUCUUGGGGUGGCUCUGAAUAGUACUGCUACUACUGCAAUAUCAGCUAAUGCAGGAGGGCCGGCGGCGGAGGAGCUUGCGCUGGUUAAGGUCGAUUAUGAUAUGCCGCCUGGUGCCGGUGGUUAUGGAGGGUGGUCCGGGGACUCGGUCCAGGGUUCGAAUCCUGGUGUGUUUUCGAUGUGGAAUGAGUGA